Caenorhabditis elegans is the source of this 601-nucleotide messenger RNA. Lineage: Eukaryota; Metazoa; Nematoda; Chromadorea; Rhabditida; Rhabditidae. The record is from the annotation of a RefSeq genome assembly.
AUGUUAAGCUCGUCUGCUCGGUUGAUAGUUGUUCCAAUUUCUAGAGCAAACUUGUGCCUGCCAAUACGACGGAUGACUACAUCCACCGACAAACUCACUAUGCGAAACCAAGAUCAUGCCAUGAAAAUUGCAAAUCGUCUCACCAUCAUAGAACAAAGGAUGUUGAGCUCAGCACUAGACGAUUGUUUGGCAAGAACAGAGGAAGACGUCACCGAAGUGCAAGUGAGAGCUAUUUUCCUUGUAAAUUUUAUCUCUUUCAUCGGAUUCGGAUUCUCGACAAUGUGGUAAUGAUCCUCGCUGGCGAGUAUAUCGAUCAGAAUCUUGGUGUCUUUCUGACUAUUUCGACUAUGGCAGCUGCUGCACUCGGGAACCUUAUCUCCGAUAUUGCUGCUGUUGGGCUUGCACAUUACGUGGAGGCCGGUGCACAAAGAGUUGGCAUCAAGCAUCCUGUUUUGACCGCUGCGCAGUUGGAUAGUGGGAAAAGAUUAGUGAACAAAAGAUUACCCCUCGGUAUUCAAAAACGAGCCUACUGGAACUUUCGAGAAGACUUUUUCUUCGGGAUUUGUGCAAUUGUGCUCAAUUUUGAAAAAGAUAUUUGAGU